UUUCUCUUCGAGGCAACAACUUGGGAGAUCCCUUUCCUGCCCGAGGCAUGUCUAUCUUUAUGAGAGCUCCCAAAGAGAAUAUAUUAUCCAUCCUUAUCCUAUUCAUAUCUUCACAAGAAUUGUUUCAGUGCAGAAUUAACGGUGAUGAAAAACUUGGAGACGUUGGAUUUAAGCUAUAAUGAGCUUAGCUCCCUAACAAUACAAGAUUCUAAACUACUAUCUAAUUUGAGCAAGAUGAGACAUCUGGAUCUAUCUGACAAUGAUUUUGACAAGGAUGCCUUUGGGAUUUUGGGUGCUCUCCCAUCCCUUAAGUUUCUAUCCUUAGAAUUGAAUAGAAUCGAAGGACCACUUUCUAAUCAAGAAUUGACUUAUAAUCUUAGCAAUCUGGAGGUCCUCUUUCUCGGAUAUAAUCAGCUCAAUGGAACACUACCAAUAGAAGGUUUGACAUCCUUCCGCCAUUUGGAGAGCUUAGAUUUGAGUGGAAAUAAUUUUGCAAGUAUUCCUCCAUCCAUAGGAGCAUUAUCUUCUCUGAAAGCUCUAUUUCUGGCUAAAAAUAACCUUAAUGGUUCUUUGCCAAUUCAAGGUUUGUGCAAAUUGAAGAAACUUGAGGAGUUAGAUCUCAGCCAAAAUUGCUUUGAAGGGAUCCUUCCUCCAUGCCUAAGCAAUUUGACAUCUCUCAAGUUUUUUGAUAUUUCUUUAAACCAAUUCACAGGAAACAUUUCUUCAUCUCUGUUUGGAAGCCUCAACUCCCUAGAGUACAUUAGUCUUAGUCAUAAUCGCUUUGAGGGUUUAUUCUCAUUCAGGUCAUUUGCAAACCAUUCAAACCUUGAGGUGGUUGAAUUAAUAAGUGACAAUGACAAAUUUGAGGUAGAGACUGAAUUUACAGAUUGGAUUCCCAUGUUUCAGUUGAAAGUCCUUGUUCUAUCAAACUGCAAUCUGAACAAGCUCUCUGGCGAUGUUCCGAAAUUUCUCCUUUACCAAAACAAGCUAAUGGCCGUUGAUCUCUCCCACAAUAACUUGACAAGUUCUUUCCCAAACUGGCUACUAGUGAACAACACGAGGCUAGCAUAUUUAGCCCUGCAGAAUAACUCUUUUGUUAAUCUAUUUUUUCUGCCGCAAUACUGCUAUAUAAGUACUUAUGACAUUGAUGUCUCUGACAAUCACUUAAGUGGUCAAAUUCAAGCCAAUAUUGGGGAUAUGUUUCCAAAUAUUCAGUCCUUAAACUUAUCCAGGAAUGCUUUUGAAGGUGGUAUCCCAUCCUCAUUUGGUAAGAUGAGAGAGUUGUCUGUUCUGGAUUUAUCCAACAAUAAUUUGUCAAGGGAGGUGCCGAACCAGUUAGUUAGAAAUUGCAUAUCUUUGUGGACUUUAAAAUUAUCAUAUAACAAUUUUCGUGGUCAAAUAUUUUCAGUUGACUUCAACUUGACUCAUAUAAGGACUUUGCAAUUGAAUGAUAAUCAGUUUACAGGACCUCUCUGACAAAUGUGCUCUCCAAAUUGCCUAAAUUGUAUUUCCUUGAUAUUAGCAACAACUACAUGUCAGGUGAGAUUCCUAGUUCAAUGGAUAACAUGACAUCGUUAGGAACACUAAUCAUGCGAAAUAAUUCAUUCAAUGGUGAUUUCCCAUGUGCACUGGUUCCAAGUGUGUUUAUGGACAUCUCUUAUAACUCAUUUUCGGGAUCAAUACUUCCUUCUUGCUCAAACCCAAACCUACAACACUUGAAGCAUAUGCAUUUGCAAGGUAAUAAGUUUACAGGGUUAAUUUCAAGAGCUCUCCUUAAUUCAUCAUAUCUUUUGACUCUGGAUAUUAUAUUAGAGACAACUUCUUUUUUGGCAGCAUUCCUGAUUCCAUUAGACUACUGUCCAACCUCAGAAAUUCUUCUGUUCAGAGGGAACCAACUAAGCGGUUCAAUUCCAAUUCAAUUGUGUCAACUAAAUAAGAUGAGUUUGAUGGACCUUUCCAAUAACUAUUUCAAUGGUUCUAUACCUCCUUGUUUUGGGAAUAUCACCUUCGGCACAAUAAGGGCUAAUGACCUUGCCUUCAGUGAAAUGUCAAUGUAUUCUUUCUCCAGUGUGGGUCUAAAGUUUGGAGGCCUCUCAGACCUCAGUUUUUUGUACCAUUAUGAUCAUAGCAAUUAUGAUAAAGUAGACGAAGUUGAGUUUGUCACAAAAAGUAGGAGUAGCUCUUACAUUGGCAAAAUCCUUAAUAACAUGUCCGGAUUGGAUUUGUCAUGUAACGAACUAACAGGUAACAUACCUUUUGAAUUAGGAAAUCUAAGUAGUGUUCAUGCACUAAACUUGUCUCACAAUCUUUUGACUGGACCCAUCCCGAAGACCUUCUCUAACCUUAUCCAGAUAGAGAGUUUGGACCUUUCUUACAACAGUUUGAGUGGAAACAUCCCAACAGAACUAAUCAAUCUAAAUUUUUUGGAAGUGUUCACUGUGGCUUACAACAAUUUAUCAGGUAAAAUAUUAGAUAGCAAAGCACAGUUUGGGACCUUUGAAGCGAAUAGUUAUGAGGGAAAUCCAUUUCUUUGUGGACCGCCAUUGGAGAAAAGUUGUACAGCCAUUGUUGACUCACCACACUUGCCAAAAACAGUAUCCUUAGAUGAAACUGAGGGGAAAUGGUAUGAUAUUGAUCUAGUGGCAUUUUCUGCAAGUUUUGUUGGAACAUACAUCACUUUCUUGUUUGGAUUUGUUGCUAUUCUUUACAUCAACCCGUAUUGGAGACAAAGGUGGUUCUAUCUGAUUGAGGAGGGUCUGUAUUCUAGUUACUAUUUUGUUUCUGAUUCUCUUUGCAAGAUAUUACGCCUUUUGUAUUAGUAGCUAUGGUUUGUUUCCACGGACAAGUAUAGCAAAUGUUGUUUUCUGAUUCGUAACAAGCUAUUAGGCCUUUUGUAUUAUAUUAGCUAUGGUUUGUUUCCAUGGACAAGUAUGGCAAAUGUUGUAAUAGUGCUAGCUUUGUGUUGCUUAUGAAUGAAUAAAUUGAGACAUA
Molecule: messenger RNA, 2991 nt
Organism: Camellia sinensis
Lineage: Eukaryota; Viridiplantae; Streptophyta; Magnoliopsida; Ericales; Theaceae
Source: RefSeq, a predicted model, not a curated record